Molecule: messenger RNA, 1087 nt
Organism: Rana temporaria (common frog)
Lineage: Eukaryota; Metazoa; Chordata; Amphibia; Anura; Ranidae
Gene: CD2
Product: CD2 molecule
Exons: 2
Coding region: 1-495 (164 amino acids)
Source: RefSeq, a predicted model, not a curated record
AUGUUACAGAUCUCCCCAUCUCUUUAUCUCUCAGUUCCGGUAUCAGAUCCGGUCCUGGAUGUGAGGUGUCUCCAGAAUAACAGCACUGAGAUCUCCUGUGAGGUGAAAAAUGGUACUGACCCCUCCGUCUUCCUGACUGUGAGUGGACAAUUGAUGGUUUAUAAUGUCACCAGCUCAGAGCGGACAGUCCGUGUCACUGUGCCUACUGUGUCACCGCCCGAUUCCUGGAAUAUCAGAUGUUCUGCAAAAAAUAGCAUCAGUGAGAGAUCCACCAAUCAGACACAUGAUGCUUGUCCAGAAGACAGUCGGUCUGGAAUGUGGUCAGGUUGGGGUCACCUCUUGUCCCAUGGUGUGAUGUGUGUCCUCAACACUGCGCUCCUCAUCUAUAUAGUAACUGGCCUGAGGAAGAUGAAGAAUGAGAAGAAUCAGAGUAAGAGGAAGACAAGGAGAAGGGAUCAGACCGAGAUGGAAAUGGAACCAACUUACUACAAUUAAAGUGAAACAUUUCCCCAGAUUGUCAGCCUGGAAAUUGUAUGAGAACAAUAACAUGGAGUAGGUAAAGAAACUCAAACUCUGGUGACACUUACAGGGCCACCAACUUCUCGAAUUUCAGCUGAUUCAGCAAGAAUCUGUUUAAAUUUGAGUCAUCUAGGGCCAGCUUAAUACUCUGGCCCAAAGUUGACCAGCGACUUGAAGGAUUGGUGACCAUUGGUGGCUGUAUUGGAAUGUUUUUUAUUUUAUUUGUGGUUAGUAGCCAUGUUAUUCAAUGGUUGUGUCUGCUUUUUACUUUUUGUAUGCAAUACAUUGUUUUUUAAAUACAGCUUUUGUUUCUUUUUAUCUGACAACCACCUUAGAAGCUACAGUCUAGCUAAGACUAGUGAUAGAGUGUAAAAGAGCCACUCUACUCUUCUGCUACUUCAAGUUCCACCAUUUCCACCCUUCUCUAUACAAGAUUACCUAUCAUCAUGUGUAAAUAGAAAAUUCCGCGCCUUACUCAAAAAGUAAUUAUUAGUGAACAAUAUUAUAAGCUGCUCCUCAAAAACAAUAAGAAAUUGUACAUAAAUGAAAGUGAAAAAUAGAGGGCGCU